AUGGUGAAGAAGUUUCCUCAUCAGCGUGCAUCGUGGCAACAACUGUGGGAUAUCAGGUUCGUCGUGUACCUUUACCCCUUGUCAUGUGCAUUUGUUCUCGAUGACUGUGGCUUGAGUGUGACGAUGAAUCAGCUCCCCCACUGCCAACAACACCUUGCUCAUGGUUUCGUGAAAAAGAGCGACAUUUUCAACAUCGACUACAGCCAUGUGAACCAAGUGACCAUGUGGGCGCGGCCUGUCUUUGCUGUGCUUUUCGAGAACGUUCACCGUACGAAGUCUGAUGGCCUGCACCCUGAGUACUUGACUACCUCAUGUUUUUUCCUGAUGGAGUGCGGAACACCGAACGUUCCCUCUUUUAAAGCCCUGCGGAAGAAGCAGAAAGACCUGACAGAGCAGAUGAACGUCCAACCGAAGAUGCACACUUCAGCAAUGGGGAACACAUUCUGGAUGAACCAUCCCAUCGAUCUCCUUGCACUUGAUUGGGCCAAUCCCCUUGUGCGAGAUUUCAUCCACGUGUAUCCAGAGAUGACUUCGACUGUCUCGGAGUCAUGGCAAGCUGCAAAAUAUCUCGAAGAGGUCAGUAUGGAUGAGUUGUCACCCAUGUGGGCUGACUGGGAGCACAAUCCACAUCGACAUUUCUAUGUAGGAGAAAUUGCUCAAUUAUGUGACAAUCGCUUCGUCAUUCCCGUGAGAUGGAUCCUGUUCAAGAAGGUUGUACAUGCUGAAGUAUACCAAGCUACUCGGAACGAGGUGGGGCUCUUUGUCCUACACGAUCCUCAGAUCUUCCGCGUUGAGGCGAACACACUAAGAUAUAAUUUACUUGACCUGCAGGUACAGUAUACACAUGUGAGCUUCCAUCCUCCGCAUUUGAACCAUCCACACCUGAAUGUAGUACAACUGCCGCACCCCGUCCGCGAAAUUGCUGCUGGCCGACCGGUAUUUGUGCUACGCAUCAUGCCUUGGGCAGAUGAUGUGUCCGGUAAUCGCAGCAAGCAAUACAACGCGCACAUGAACAUUUACGUAGCAAAUGUCAAUUUGCCUCACUGGAAACUGGCGCAGGAGUUCUUUGUCCGUUUCGUUUCAACAUCACCGCAUGCCUCAUCAUCCGAACAGUUUGAUGCUCUUUCAGAAGACAUAAAGAGUGACUCAUGGCAUCCGGCGUACGACUGCACAUUGAAAGAAGAGAUCUUGUUCCGAUUACGUGCUCACGUACUCCCUGCAGAUAACCCACAGCAGGCGGAGUCAUCUUCCAAUGCAGGUAGUAAUGCGAAUUACUGGUGUCGAGCCGACAUGUCAGGAGGUCCUGAUGAGCCGGGAACACCGUGCACCCCGGAGGAGACAAUUACAAGCAUCAAGAACCAAAUCUGGACUGCAUGCCUUGGUUCCCAGGAGGCUGUUGAUACGCUACAAACGAAGACCGGCGUCAAGGAUCGGACAGCAAUAUACUGGAUUCAACAGCUUGUGGACAAGGCACGAGAGAUGCAACAAGAUCAUCUAUACAAACCGGGAAUUCGAGAUGCUCGUCUGGAUGACCGCAGGAUCAAGGGCCCCGAACGGGAAGCGAUCAAGGCAGGUAUCAAAACUGACAUUCAGAAAGAGUUGUAUGAAUGGGUCUUUACCCAGCCUGCUGAACGGUAUGAAGAGAUUCCAAUAGAUGACCUGUUACUUGGAGUCAACAAAUAUAUUUGGUAUCAAACAAACAAGGUCUGGGACAAGAAGAAAGACGAGCUGUUCGCGACGCGGCUGCAGUCUUCUUCAAUUGAUGGUCUGACCUUGUCGCCCUUACGUGCCCAUUACAUGGCACAAUACAAGAACUCACUUAUUGGGAAGCAUUUCAAAGCCCUUCAACAACUCGGAGUCUUCCACCUGCACGACGACUUAUGCUCGAAAGACCUACUUAAUCUCUGGAAGGCAAACGGUGAACUCGGCGCUAUGACUUGGUUUCCGGAAAUCAAAGACAUGGAUUCGUACCUGUCCGAUCUUGAAGUCCUUAUAAACAAUGUCCUCGACUUAUGGGCCGUUGUGGACCCAUCCCACAUCCAAUACAAGUACAAGUUACAUGUCCUGCCGCACCUGAAAGAAGAUAUCCGCCGAUUUGGACCAGCUGUUCUCUUUGCAACGGAGGUUUUUGAGUGUUGGAAUGCCGUCUUCCGCCUUUGCAGCGUCCUUUCGAACCACCAGGCACCAAGUCAUGACAUUGCUGUCACCCUCGCUGACAUGGAGCGCUUCAAACAUCAAGUAAGUGGCGGUUGGUGGAAGGAUAGCUGUGGGAACUACACUCAAGCUGGGACACGGGUCCGGUCUUUUCUUCUUGGGAACAAGGAGCUCCAGCGUCGUUUAGGCUGGGUCAAUACAGCAAACAUUCAAGCAGGGAGCGUCAAGUUGAAGUCCAAGACCACGCAAGACCCGAAAUCAUGGAGGGACGCACUUGGUGCUGCCUGGACCGCCGAGACGGACAAGGAAGGAACCUGGAUUGUCUGUAAACACGUCAUCAGCAUUGCUCAAGACGUCUGCAUGAUAGGCUCCUGGGUUUUCCUCAAAGAUUCUUGCCAUUCAUUAAACCUUCGACGCAAGGGCCCGAAGGAUGCGCCGGCAGUUCACAUGGGAUGUAUUCUCAACAUUUUAGCGCCCAAAAUGUUGCCGCAACUCACUGCUGGAACGGUCGUUCUGGUCGAAUUAUUCAACAUUUCGGGAGCAAAUGACCCUCAUCUCAACAUGCCAGUGCUGACACCAUCCGGCGGCACUGUUUCUGCAUCACCAGAGCAUGAUUGCCAGGGCUGUGGCUGCACGGCUGUUGAGCUACUCAUACGGCAAGGACGAGACAUGACGCAGCGGACUCGGAAAACAAUUCAGCACGCAGACAACGCCCGCUACUUCAUCAACACACACGCCCUUCACAACGCCAACCUUCUCCGUGAAACCCUACCUCGGGAGCUGACAAAGCCUGUCCCAUAUUUUGCUGACCGCCGCGCUCAGCACGAGUAG
This is a messenger RNA of Laccaria bicolor S238N-H82, 2985 nucleotides long. RefSeq lists its product as uncharacterized. The record is from RefSeq and is a predicted model, not a curated record. The coding region runs from base 1 to 2985 and encodes 994 amino acids. NCBI's taxonomy places the organism in Eukaryota, Fungi, Basidiomycota, Agaricomycetes, Agaricales, Hydnangiaceae. The transcript has 17 exons.